ACCACACUUCAUGUAUCUCAGCUAACCUAGUAACAGAGGAAACUGACAUUUAUAAUAAACAUAGAGGCGAAGGAGUAGAAAGCAUGGAUGCCAGCCAAAAUGCAACGGGAACAAAAGCUGGGAGUGAAGCUCAUCGUCUAAAUAUAAAUAUGAGACCAGAUUCUGAUGCAGAGCUCACAGCAAAUGUUUCUCAGUCAUCCUCCACACCCAUUGUCCAAGGUCAGCCUGGUGCUUCUCCGGAGGAUAACGCACAUGGCACACAGGCCCAGGCUGCUUCAGACACAGAUAAGAAAAAUGCUAUUAAGCCAGCUGUCCAAAUAACCUUUAAUACAUUCACUGUCAAAAAUGGUGAGAAUCUGAAAAUAGAGAUCCCAGUGACUGGGCAGCCAGCACCAAAGAUUGAGUGGAAAAAAGAUGGUCUGGCAGUGAAGGAGACAUCAAGGCUGGAGAUGUCAACCAAAGGUUCAUCAACAAUUCUUAAUUUCAGACAUGCUGCAAGGGAGCACUCUGGGCAGUAUUUUGUCACAGCAGCAAACACUGCUGGAAAACACACAGGAGAAAUCACUGUGGUUGUUCUUGAAAAGCCGGACCCACCCACCGGGCCUGUGAAGAUUGAUGAGAUCAGUUCCGACUAUGCUACCAUCUCUUGGGAGCCCCCUGAAUACACGGGGGGCUGUCAGCUUGACAACUAUGUGGUGGAAAAACGGGAAACUUCAAGCACUGAGUGGCAGACAGUGUCAGCAACAACAGUAAGAACCACAAUCAAAGUUACCAAGCUGAAGACAGGAAGCGAAUACCAAUUCAGAGUGUUUGCAGAAAAUAGAUAUGGAAAAAGCACUGCAAUCACGUCUCCCAUUGUGACUGCACAGUAUCCGUUCAGUGUGCCUGCUGCUCCUGGCACCCCUUUCACAUCAACUGUGACAAAGUACAGCAUGGUUGUUGAAUGGGAGCCUCCGGUCAAAGAUGGUGGCAGCCCCAUCAUCGGUUAUCACCUUGAACGUAAAGAGAGGAACAGCAUUUUAUGGACCAAGCUGAACAAGUUUGUUAUAACUGACACUCGCUUCAAAACAAGUGGCCUGGAAGAAGGCAUUGACUAUGAAUUCAGAGUCUUUGCUGAAAAUAUUGCUGGACUCAGCCCAUCUAGCAAGAUAUCUGAAUGCUACGUAGCAAGAGACCGCUGUGAUCCACCUGGUAAACCUGAAGCUGUUGUCAUCACUCGAGAGAACGUCACACUUCAGUGGCUAAAACCCAAGUAUGAUGGUGGGAGCACCAUUACAGGCUAUCUUGUUGAAAAGAGGGAGCUCCCAGAUGGCAGAUGGAUGAAAGCGAACUUUACCAACAUUAUUGAAAAUCUUUUCACUAUCACGGGUCUGACAGCAGGCCAAAGUUAUGAGUUCAGAGUAACUGCUAAGAAUGGCGCUGGCGUUUGGAGCACCCCUUCAGAAAGUGUCACCAUCAUUGCUCAAGAUGUUAUUGAAGCUCCCACUGCGGUCAUUGAUCCUAAAUUCAAAACUAUCAAUGUUGUUCAGGCCGGGGAGACAUUUGUUAUUGAGGCUGAUUACUUUGGGAAGCCACUUCCUCAAAUAAUGUGGCUGAAAGAUGGAAGAGAAAUUGAUAAAACUGCAGCAAGAAUUGAGCUCAAAAAUACAAUCUCUCAUACCACCCUGACUGUUAGGGACAGCACACGAGUGGAUGGUGGACACUUCGUCUUGGUCCUCAGCAACACUGGUGGAACGACAUCUGUUCCCAUUAAUAUGAAGGUCCUCGAUAGACCGGGUCCUCCUGAAGGACCUUUGAAAGUGAAAAUGGUCAGUGCAGAGAAGUGCAAUCUCCACUGGAAUCCCCCUGUAAACGACGGAGGAGCCAGUGUUUCCCACUACAUCAUCGAAAAAAGAGAAACGAGUCGUGUGACGUGGACGAGUGUAGACGCUCAAGUUGAAGCUGUCAGUUACAAAGUGACAAAGCUCGUACCUGGCAAAGAAUACAUAUUUAGAAUCGCAGCUGUAAAUAAAUACGGUGUUGGUGACUUUUUGGAAACAGAACCUUUCAUUGCACAGAAUCCUUUUACCACACCGAGUGCACCUUCCACCCCUACAUCUACUGCUGUCACCGGUGACUCUGUCAUGCUCACAUGGGAAAGACCUGAGACUGAUGGGGGUUCAGAGAUCGACGGCUUCAUUGUCGAGAAACGAGACAAAGAUGGAGUCAGAUGGACCAGAUGCAACAAGAGAAGAUUGAAUGACUUGCGCUUUAGAUGUACAGGUCUCACAGAGGGGCAUUGCUAUCAGUUCAGAGUACUUGCAGAGAAUGCUGCUGGUGUUGGAACACCCAGUGAGCCAAGCGAGUAUAUAAAAGUAUGCGAAGCUACUUACCCACCUGGUCCACCUACCAACCCCAAAGUGACAGACUAUUCUACCAGUACUGUGUCUCUGACCUGGUCAAAGCCAAUCUAUGAUGGUGGAGCAGCCAUCAGUGGAUAUGUGGUUGAGAUGAAAGAAGCAACAGAAGAUGAAUGGACUGCAUGCACCCCAAGCUCAGGUGUGGAAGAUACAAUUUACACAGCCAAAAAUCUGAGACAAAAUGCGGAGUACAAUUUCCGUUUACGUGCAAUGAAUGCUGCCGGAGUUGGGGAACACGUGGAACUAACUGGAUCAGUGGUAACAAGUGAAAAACUGGAGGCACCAGAGAUAGAGCUGGAUGCUACACUGAGGAAGAUAGUCAGUGUUCGAGCCUGCUCCACAUUACGCCUCUUUGUUGCUAUUAGAGGUAGACCAGAACCUGAGGUUAAAUGGAGAAAGGAAGACGGUUCACUCAGUGAGCGUGCUCAAAUUGAGGUAACAGGGACGUACACUGCGUUACUGAUUGAGAAUGUCAAUCGAAACGACACUGGAAAGUAUGUGUUGACUGCUGAGAACUGUAGUGGCUCCAAGUCAGCGUUUAUCAAUGUCAGAGUGUUGGACUCUCCCAGUGCACCAACCAACCUGGAAGUGAAGGACAUCAGGAAAGACUCUGUAAGCAUCUCGUGGGAGGCACCUACCAUUGACGGAGGAGCCAAGAUUUCACACUACAUUGUAGAGAAGCGAGAGGAGUCCAGGAAAGCUUUCACAAGUGUCUGUAGCAACUGUGUGAGGAAUUCAUAUAAGAUUGACAAUCUACAGGAAGGAUGCUUUUAUUAUUUCCGUGUCCUGGCUGUCAAUGAGUUUGGCACUGGACUGCCAGCUGAGAUCUAUGAGCCUGUAAAAGUGUCUGAGGUGCCUCUGCCUCCUGGAAAAAUUACGUGCACUGACGUUACUUGCAAUAGUGCAAGACUGUCUUGGGAAAAGCCGGAUCAUGAUGGAGGGAGCAAAAUCACACGUUACAUUGUAGAAAUGCUGGCCAAAAACGAUGACACAUGGAUUACAUGUUCUGAGAGUAGAACACUAGAAGUGACUGUUACUGGGCUGACUAAAGGAAAGGAGUUUUUCUUUAGAGUGAGUGCUGUAAAUGAAAAGGGAAAGAGUGAACCAAAGUCCCUCUUGACACCUAUUAUAGUAAAAGAUACUAGUGCUGGGCCUAUUAUUAAUCUGCUGUCAAGCACAUUCAGUGUGAAGGCGGGAGGUGAUUUGAAGAUUGAUGUUCCAUUUAAGGGUGUACCACCUCCAACUGCAACCUGGAAAAAAGAUGGCACUUUGGUGAAAGAGACAAGCAGGGUAAAUGUGCACACAUCUGACACAACAUCACAGCUCGUCAUCAGAGAUGUAACCAGGCUGGAUGUUGGUGUGUAUGAGGUGAUUCUGACCAACUCUGCUGGAACCACAUCUGCUGAAAUCUUAGUGAAUGUUUUCGAGAAACCUGGACCCCCAAGUGACCUCAGUGUGGACGAUGUGAGUGCCGACUUUGUGUGUCUGUCAUGGCACCCACCGCAUUAUACUGGUGGCUGUGAAAUCACUAAUUACGUCGUUGAGAAAAGAGAUACGAGCAGCACAAUAUGGCAGACUGUGUCAGCUACAGUGGCAAGAACAUCGAUCAAAAUUUCCCGUCUGACACAAGGCACUGAAUACCAAUUUCAUGUUGCUGCAGAGAAUCGCUAUGGAAAAAGCUCAUUUGUGGAGUCUGAUCAUGUUGUUGCCCAAUAUCCCUUCAAGCCACCUGGUCCACCAACUAACCUCCACAUUGUUCAGGCCUCAAAGUCCGUGAUGGUCAUGGCUUGGAGCAAACCGGACAGUGACGGUGGCAGCCCAGUAAUUGGUUAUCACAUUGAAUGCAAAGAUCAAAGCAGUAUCCUGUGGACAAAGUUAAACAGAAGUCCAGUGACAGACAACCAUUACAAAGCAACAAGUGUCGAAGAAGGUCUGAUAUACGAGUUCCGGAUCAGUGCCGAGAAUAUAGCCGGUGUUGGACCCUGCAGUAAGACAUCUGAGCCUGUCGCAGCGAGAGACCUGUGUGACCCCCCAUCUAAUCUGACAGUCAACAAUAUAACUACCACUUCAGUUUCACUCUCAUGGGACAAACCAGAAUAUGAUGGUGGGGCAAGAAUAACUGGUUAUAUUGUUGAACGCAAAGAACUCCCAGAUAGUUGCUGGCUGAAGUGCAACUUCACAAAUCUACUGGAAACCUUCUUUGAAGUGACUGGCUUGACAGAGGGAGAACAGUAUGAUUUCCGUGUUACUGCAAAGAACGCAGCUGAACUGUUCAGUGCCCCUUCUGAACCCACUGGACCUGUUACAGUGCAGCAUGACGUGGAACCACCCAAAAUUAUCUUGGAGGACAAAUAUAGGCGGGAGGUAGUUGUCAAAGCAGGAGAGCUUCUUAGAAUAGAUGCUGACAUCUCUGGUCGCCCAAACCCAACAGUGUAUUGGAUGAAAAAUGGUAGAAAUAUUGGCACCAAGGGAAGGGUUGAGAUAAUGGCAACCAAGACGCACACCUCUCUUCUUAUUAAAGAGAGUGUUAGGAAAGACUCUGGCCAAUAUACUCUGACCCUACAGAAUGCAUGUGGUACCACGUCCAAGGCUGUCUCUUGCAAAGUACUAGACAGGCCAGGCCCGCCUGCUGGACCUUUGGAAAUUUCUGGACUCACCGCAGAAAAAUGCACUGUGUCAUGGGGACCCCCUCAUGAGACUGGUGGUGCUGAGAUUCUUUACUACAUUGUUGAGAAAUGUGAGACCAGUCGUGUUUCUUGGACUCUUGUGUAUGGUGACAUGAUGGCAACGACUUGCAAGAUCACCAAACUCCUUAAAGGAAAUGAAUAUCUGUUCAGAGUGAAAGCAGUGAACAAAUAUGGAGAAGGAGAGACACUUGAGAGUGAGCCUGUUAAGGCCUUGGAUCCCUACACUAAUCCAUCUCCACCAACGGAUGUUGAGGUCACAAGUGCAACAAAUGAUACAAUGACAGUUUGCUGGAAAAGACCUGCUUCUGAUGGGGGCAGCCGGAUCAGCGGCUACAUUAUAGAAAAAAGGGAGAAGCAUGGUGUGCGUUGGGUCAGAGUCAACAAGAAGCCAGUGUAUGACUUACGUGUUAAAGCCUCGUGCCUGCAUGAGGGAUGUGAGUAUGAAUUCAGAGUCUUUGCUGAGAAUGCUGCUGGAUUAAGUGAACCGAGUGACCCAUCUCCACUCACCCUGGCAGAAGAUCCGAAGUUUCUACCUUCCCCUCCAGCAAAGCCCAUAGUUGUUGAUUCAUCCAGGUCCUCCAUCAUUUUGUCAUGGAACAAGCCACUGUUUGAUGGUGGUGCUACUGUUACAGGGUACAAAGUUGAAUACAGAAAAUCCACAGAAGAUGACUGGACUGUUGGUAUUCACAAUACAGAUAAAACAGAGCUCACAGUGACAGGACUCACAACAGGGGCCGAGUAUGUUUUUAUUGUGAGAUCCAUAAAUAAGGUUGGCAUCAGCGAGCCCAGUCCUGAAACUGACCCUGAAGUUGUCAUGGAGAGAGAGGAGACACCCAGGUUUGACAUUAGUCCUGAGAUGAGGAAGACUCUGCUUGUGAAAGAUGGAAGUUCCUUCACUUUGACGGUGCCAUUCUCAGGAAGACCUGCUCCCACUGUGACAUGGGACAAAGCAGAUGUCGAUCUGAGAGUCCGAGGGUUGAUCAACAUAACCAGCGCUCUCACCUCUAUCACGGUGGAACAGGCAACACGUGAUGAUUCUGGCAAAUAUACAGUCAAAUUGCAAAAUGUUGCUGGAUGUGCAUCUUUGACUUUAAGUGUCAGAGUUUUGGAUUCACCCGGUCCACCGUCUCACAUAACAGUGAAGGAUGUGACCAAGAACUCUGCCACUGUUACCUGGGACAUCCCAGAGAAUGAAGGAGGGGCCCCUGUGAAGAGCUACCUGGUAGACAUACGAGACAUCAGCAGGACAGGGUGGACUCGACUGACGGACAAAUGCCGCAGAUUGUCCUACAGGGUGUCAGACCUUGAGGAGGGUGGCAUCUACUUCUUCAGAAUCACAGGUGAAAAUGAGUAUGGCGUUGGGGUUCCAGCUGAGACCAAGGAAGGAACUAAAAUGACAGAUACAACAGACUGGGAGACAAAUCCAGGAGCUUAGUUCAUUUCCCUGAGUCCUCUCAUGAUCUCCCACAAGAUCUUCACCUGUUUAAUCAAUUUGUUUUGAUUAGUUACUUCAAUAUUACUCUUUUGUGAAUGAAGUUUAAAAUAUCUCAUGAGUGUGUUAAUUUUAUAUGCUUUAUUACAUAUUUUAAGGCACGAGCUGUUGUUGUUUGGUAUAUUAAGUGUGU
Molecule: messenger RNA, 6711 nt
Organism: Salarias fasciatus (jewelled blenny)
Lineage: Eukaryota; Metazoa; Chordata; Actinopteri; Blenniiformes; Blenniidae
Product: titin-like
Exons: 4
Coding region: 84-6521 (2145 amino acids)
Molecular function (GO): protein binding
Source: RefSeq, a predicted model, not a curated record